Messenger RNA from Zymoseptoria tritici IPO323, 1440 nucleotides. RefSeq lists its product as uncharacterized. Lineage: Eukaryota; Fungi; Ascomycota; Dothideomycetes; Mycosphaerellales; Mycosphaerellaceae. Gene Ontology annotation, molecular function: transmembrane transporter activity. Gene Ontology annotation, biological process: transmembrane transport. Bases 1 to 1440 code for a protein of 479 amino acids. The transcript has 6 exons. Gene Ontology annotation, cellular component: membrane. The record is from RefSeq and is a predicted model, not a curated record.
AUGGAUAUCUCGAAGACAUCGAAGGAGCCAAACUAUGCCGAAAAGGCAAGCUCUCCCGCAGAGCGAGACGACCUUUCCUGGGAAGAUCCUCGCGUGAAAGCGAUCAAACGACGAGUCGACAUUCGACUAUGCGGGAUUUUGUCCCUGAUGUAUAUCGCAAACCUGAUCGAUCGGACGAACCUGCCGAACGCCGUCAUAGCAGGCAUGGAAGACACCCUCCACUUGACCGGCACCAAUCGCUACACUGUCAUAGUGCUAGUCUUCUUCCCCAGCUACGUCCUCUUCCAACCCAUCGCAACGGUCCUCGCUCGGAGACUCGGCCCCCGUCCGUUCCUGGCGGGAAUCACCCUUGCGUUCGGGCUGGUCGUGUUGGGCUUCGGAUUCGUGGACGACUGGAAGAAGAUGGUGGGUCUUAGGGUGCUCCUAGGAGCAUUCGAGUCUUGCUACUUCCCUUCCGCUUACUUCUUGGUGAGCAUGUGGUAUGUGCGGCGGGAAGUCGCCAAACGUCUGGCGUUCUUCUUCCUCAUCGGGAACACUGCGGGAGGUUUCGGAGGCCUGCUUGCACACGGUCUGUCGCAGAUGGCGGGAGUCAAUGGGAUUGAGGGAUGGAGGUGGAUCUUCAUCUGGGAAUCAGUCAUCACUGUGAUCGUGGCUUUGAUCGGCUAUGUGUUCCUCGUGGACUUUCCCGAAGAUGCGUCAAAGACGAAGUUUUUCCUCAACGCCGAAGAGGUCAAAAUCAUGGUCGAACGGAUCGAACGCGAUCGCGGCGACGCUCACCUGACUCCUUUCAACCUCAAGCACUAUCUGUCUCAGGGGAAGGAUUGGAUGGUUUGGUUCUUCGCCGCCAAUGCUAUGCUCUCCGGAGUGACAGCAUACGCCGUCACAUACUUCCUUCCGAUCAUCCUCCGCAAAACGCUUCACUUCACUGUCGUAGAGGCGCAAUGUCUGACCGCUCCGUGCUUCGCAUUCGCCUUUCUUCUCGGCUUCCUUCAGUCCUACCUCUCCGACAAGUACAAUGUUCGCGGCGCCCUAAUAAUCAUCAACUCCAUAAUCGAAAUCAUCGGCAUCGCCAUUCUCGGCUACGCCAAAGCUCCCUACGUGCGCUACUUCGGCGCCUACCUCCUAACCGGCGGCGCUUUUUCCAACGUUCCCGCCGGCUUGACAUACCAAGCCAACAAUGUCGUCGGACAAUGGCGACGGGCAUUUACAUCAGCGAGUAUCAUUGCCGCCUCGGGUGUCGGAGGAGUGAUCGGGACUGUAGUGUUCCGGCCGCAGGACGCUCCGACGUACGGCCCGGGAUUGUUGACGUGUUUUGUGGCGGCAGGGCUUACGAUUGUGAGUGUUGUGGUUACGACGGUGUACAUGUGGAGGAUGAAUAAGAAGCAGGCGAGGGGAGAGGUCGUGAUUGAAGGAGUGGUGGGAUUCAGGUAUACAUUGUAA